Molecule: messenger RNA, 1876 nt
Organism: Aspergillus sclerotioniger CBS 115572
Lineage: Eukaryota; Fungi; Ascomycota; Eurotiomycetes; Eurotiales; Aspergillaceae
Product: Zn(II)2Cys6 transcription factor
Exons: 4
Coding region: 35-1654 (539 amino acids)
Biological process (GO): positive regulation of transcription by RNA polymerase II
Cellular component (GO): nucleus
Molecular function (GO): zinc ion binding; transcription cis-regulatory region binding; DNA-binding transcription factor activity, RNA polymerase II-specific
Source: RefSeq, a predicted model, not a curated record
AUUAACCUCGCCAACAAGCGAAGAAUAUCUCGCUAUGACCAAAUUUCUUCGAGUAGAAACUGGAUGCUUGACUUGUCGUGCCCGUCGUGUCAAAUGCGACGAGGAACGUCCCAUCUGGCGGAACUGUGCCAAGGGUCCUCGUACCUGUCGUUACAAAUUCAAUCCUCUUGAUGGGUCCCCAUCAACUGGUGCCCGAAACCAUGACCCUGUACCGGUGACUCCACGGGAAUUCUAUCCAGACGUGGUUACAUCGGAUGAGCAUCUAGCCCUAUCACCCCGGCUCCCAGAACACACAGCUCUACAACCUCCACCGCAACCCUCCCCACAUCCUGUUGCCAACCUAACUACUAUACUUCGAAAUGCAAAGUCGCGAGAGCUUUCACAUUCCCCACUUCGUGAGACACACGACAUCUAUAGCUCUCCUACAUCGACGCGUCUGUCGGCUUCAUUAGGACCAGCUGGUGACAGUGAGUCUAUACCCACUCCUUUUCGCGUGUCAGAUCCUCUUCGGCUUUCCGACGUUGAGCUCUUGCUCUUCCGUAAUUACGUCGACAAAAUAUCAAAAUGGGUCGAUUCCUUCUCUCAUGACCAGCCAUUCUACUGCCAGGUACCAGUCAUGGCUCUGCACUGUCCCAUGCUGCUCCACUCUUGCCUUGCCGCCUCCGCAAAGCAAUUGAGCAGAGUACCACCUCACGGUAACACCUCCCUGCAGGAGAAAUACUCCUUCUAUUACCAGCAAGCCCUCCGGGAGAUGGGCUCCUUUCUAGUCGAACCUCACUACUCAAGCAGUGAUGAACUCCUCGCCUCCAGCAUAAUUCUAUCCACAUACGAGAUCAUCGACGUAGCCAGCGAGAGCUUCGGCUCUCACCUCAAAGGCAUCGCCAGCCUAAUCCAAUCCCACGGCAUCCACGGAGACGAAACCGGUAUCCGAGGCGCAACCUACUGGACCUGGUACCGACAUGAAGUCUGGGCCGCAUUCCAAAGCCGCCGCCGCAUGUUCCUCGAUGAAAAUUACUGGCAACCCCGACCCCUCGCCAGCUUCGCCCAUAUCUCGAUGCGUGAAAUUGCAAACCGCAUUCUAUUCAUCUUCGGCCAAUGCAUCACACACUCUGUUCUCAGAUCCGAAACCAACCACUCCCACAACCGCCUCCAUGCACAGACUACUACUACUACUAUAUCACCCUCCGAACUCGACCAAGCCCUAGAAGACUGGAAAGAAAAACUCCCCCCAUCCAUGAUGCCUUUCUGCUCCCGGGAACCAAAAACCCCGGCAACCGAUACACGCGAGCGCGACCUAUCUUUCAUGUUCCCUUUUGUCUGGUUCGCGUACCCCGAAAGCGCUAUCUCCCAUCAACUAUACCACGCCUCCAAGAUAUUACUUUCCCUACACGGUCCCUGCGCUUCAGCCACUGAUCCCCUCAAGGCACGCCGCGAGCUAGAUAAUUCGAGAAAGGAGGUCCUCAUAAUAGCUAACUCGGGUAUCAACGAAGCAUGGGGUCUCAUCUCCACCCAGUGUUUGUAUAUUGCUGGCUUGGUUACAGAAGGUAUUUUGGAAAGACAACGCACGAUUGAGCUCAUUGAAGCAUAUCAGACAAAGACAGGACGACAUACCACCUGUAUCUCGGAUCAGUUGCGCAAGUUUUGGGCUAAAUGAGCUUGAUAUAGAGCCUUGGCUAGGUUCGUCAAAAAGUGAAUAGAAUAUCCGGUAAUUGGCCAGCGUAGAUCAACUAAGAACUGGUAAGGUUCGGUUCAGCUUAUACUUGGUCUGCGUGUGCCAUUCCUUACGUCUUGGUCUUCGCUUCAUGUCCAUAGAUGUCCAGGUUGAUUUAGAUACGGAACUACAGAGUUAUGGGACCGAUAACUAACAAAAAAAAAU